Rana temporaria (common frog) is the source of this 936-nucleotide messenger RNA. Its product is annotated as olfactory receptor 1052-like. The record is from RefSeq and is a predicted model, not a curated record. Lineage: Eukaryota; Metazoa; Chordata; Amphibia; Anura; Ranidae. Gene Ontology annotation, biological process: G protein-coupled receptor signaling pathway. Gene Ontology annotation, molecular function: G protein-coupled receptor activity; olfactory receptor activity. Bases 1 to 936 code for a protein of 311 amino acids. The transcript has a single exon. Gene Ontology annotation, cellular component: membrane.
AUGGGAAAUCAGACCAUUUUGAAGGAUCUAAUUCUCUCCGGAUUAUCUGACCUCCCGACUCUACAGCUCCCUUUGUUUCUCUUCUUCCUCCUCAUCUACCUUCUGACAUUAAUCUGGAAUUCUCUGAUCAUUGUCCUCAUAGUCACCGAAUCUCACCUCCAUGUUCCUAUGUAUUUCUUCCUUGGGAACAUGGGCGGUUUGGACCUCUGUUGUUCUUCAUUAACCGUCCCACGGAUGUUAUUUGACCUUCACACCGAGACAAGAAAAAUUACUAUAUCAGCUUGUAUAACCCAAGUCUUCUUCUUCACUUUCUGUACUACUUCUGAGGUUUCUCUGUUGGCUGUCAUGUCCUAUGACCGAUUUUCUGCCAUUUGUCAGCCGUUACAUUACACACAGAUCAUGAGCUGGAAAGUGUGUGGUCAGUUGAUGACCAUCGUGGGGUGUCUCAGUUUUACCAACUCUUUAGUUCACACACUUUAUACCUGCAAUUUAACAUUUUGUGGAUCAGAUAUUAUAGAAAGUUUCUUCUGUGACCUUCCUCAGUUGCUUCAGAUUUCCUGCAGUGACAUCUCCAUCAACGUUCUUCUCCUCUUUAUCUUUGGUGGCUCCAUUACUAUCGGGUGUCUGACGCUGACCUUCCUGUCCUAUGUCUAUAUAUUCAAAACCGUCCUAAAAAUGAAAGUUGGGGGCGGUAGACGUAAAGUAUUCUCUACAUGUACCCCUCAUCUCACUGUGAUGUUUAUAUUUUAUGGCUCCGUAUUUUUUAAUUAUUUUCAGCUAAAUGAAAGUCAUCGGUUUGCCGGUAACAAAGGGGUCUCUGUGUUUUACACGGUGAUCCUUCCACUCCUCAACCCUCUGAUUUACAGUCUGAGGAACCAGGAUAUCAGAAAAGCGUCCCGAGAUGUUUUAAAGAAGAUCCUCCCCAACGCAGUAUAG